UGCAGUUCCGACUUUCAUAACAGACAGUUUCGAUUACAAAUUUCUGUUACAGUAUAUUUGGAAGUGAUAAAAACUAGAUUUUUUGAGAAAUUAACAUUUUUAUCACGUGAAGUGAUAAUUGACUUUCUGCUUAUUACUUUUGUUGACUUGUCUGAUCACUUAACAGGUGAGUCGUCAAAACUAGGCUUUAGUUUUGUUAAAACAUUUCUGAUGAUUGCAAUUAGUACCACAAAUAUUCACUUAGUAAAUUUAUGAACAUUCAAGGCAUACGUUAUAUAUUCUUUAAUGACACCAUUUGUGAACUACCUCUAUCAGGAUACCGAAUGUUAUGAAAAAGAAAUCAAAUUUUAUUUCACACGCUUUCCUUAUGACCUACUAAACGAAUUCUACGACUUUGGACCAAUUUCCUUUCAUCCAAAUAUAAUCCCAAAUCGAGUUUGUGUGUGGGAAGUAACAUUUGCAAUAAAAAAAUAUGAUUAAAUGUUUCGGCAUGGAAAAUGCGUAGCUGUCAAAUGUCAAAAGCCUGAGUGUUAUAUUUACAGUGAUGUUUACAUAUUUAGUAAUCAUAACAACUCAAUUAAGUUGAGUAAAUAACUCAGGAAUGUGAUAGCGCACAUGGAGGAGAUGUUUGUAUUUUUCACCCAUUCUACCCCCUUCAUUAUGCUUUUGAUACCACCAAAUUUUGGUCGAAUCCGACUCUUAAUCUUUUUGAUUAACAAUCAUUAUUUGCAUAUCCGAUUAUCUGUUGCGCAAUAAAUUUCACUUUGACAAUCAAUGUACAAAAAGAAUUACACUUAACUAAGGAACAAAUAAAAAACUAUUGAUGCUGAUGGUUUUUGGAAAACAUUCGUGCAACAGCACACGAUAACCUGAUUGGGCUUGAUAAAAAAAAUAGUUAAAGGAUUUACUGAAAUUUUAAAAAUAAAUCACAUUGAACAUAAUGUGAACAUUUCUCCAUAACGCUUUCUUUGAUUCGUAAGCCUUAAUGAUAAGCAAUUAUUUUAAGCUUGCAUAAAGUUCUGUUCAAUGAACGGGAAUCGAAUGCUCGAAUUGAAUUAAUUAACACAAGGCGAGAAAUGUCAUGAUGUAAAUUCCUUGAAAUUCAGCAUUCAUUGUUAAUCAGUGACCAUUCAGUGAAUCUUAAAAUUGUUUAUAACAAGAGAUAUAUAGAUAAAUAAAGUCAUAGAUAUGAUUACUACUGAUUUGUACAUUAAUACUGAGAUCUCAAUGGUACAGUUGUGCUUGGAACUGAUUUAUCUUAUUAUAUCCAGCAUGGUGCAAUAAUUUAAUACAUGGGUUUAAAUGUUUAUGUCUGCCAGCUGGCUACUGCCUAAUUUCCGUUAUACCACACACACACACACACACACACACACACACACACACACACACACACACACACACACACACACACACACACACACACACACACACACACAUACAAUUAUUAAAUAUUAAAUUAAAUUUAUGCUUUAACGUUAUGAGGGUGAACUGGUUAUGUAUAUCAUGCAUCAAUCAAUGCAAUUCACAGCGGUUAACUUAUUGGUUUUUAUGUUCAAAAAGGUGAAGGUUUAAUUUUUUUCUUAAACAAUAAGUUUAUUUUUGCAUUAUUCUCAGAAGGGGUCAUGAAUAUUGAAAAAGUUUCGAGACUUUGCAAAAGUAAAUGGUGAAAUGGUAAAGUGCGAGUGCUAAGGAUUCAUAUAUGUAAUAAGGACAUUUUAAUAUUUUAUUAUGUUAGGUCUGAUGAUUUGAAUAGAUAUUUUUGAAGUCAUUAAAUUUGUUGGCUUCCUUUUAUAAAUUUAAUUUCUUACAUCAUGCACGUGAACAGUCAUAAUAAUAUUAUUGCCCUAAAAUUUUCGGCGAGUCUAGAUGAAAGAAUCAGAGUGAAAAUGGCAUAGCAUUCAAAUGGGUUCUAUGUAUUUAUUUAAAACAACUUAUUCUCCCAAGUAUCACAUGCCGUAAUUGUCAUGCUGACUCAAAAUGAUCAAAAACUUAAUUUAUGACAACAUUAAUUUAUGCAACGAGUAGCUUCCAAGAGAAGUGAACAAAAUAGUUGUUAUUAAUUAAAAGGUGAAGAUCCGUGAACAUGUUUCUAAAAUUCUGGACCAAAAAAUUAAAGAGUGCCUCGUCACAAACAAAUUGUACGUGAGUCACGCUGUUUUUCUUGAUUAUCUCCUUAUCCUUAAAAGUGACAAAUUUGAGAGUUGGUUUUUUAAAAAGAAAACUAAAAUUUCCAUCUAUUGUUGUAUAAUUCACUUCUUGAAACUUUUCAGUUACUUGAAAAAAUCACUUUAACUAAGCAUUACUCACGUAUGUAUGAUAGUGCUAGUUAAAAAUUCAUAUUAUUUAUUUCCGUUAAGCAAAAAUCCUUAAAAAAAACGUCGACGUCUAAGAAGCUAUAAGUGACAAAAUGGUCAAAGGUUUCUUGCAUGUCUAUGAUUCCAAAUGUGUAAAAAUUUGGAAACUUAAGAAUGAAUUUUAUGCCACUUUUACUACGACACAAUCAUUUGUAUUCAAACAAACAAAAUUCGCAAUUAGAAACAGAAUUGUUUAAGAGCAUGGCUACAAGCGAUGAUCAACCAUCAUCAUCAAAAUUUUACAAACCAAAGUCGAAGAAAUUCACCAAAAUUCCAAUUUUUAUUGUCGAGAAUCAUAAUGAUGUUUUGGAAUUGAUUCUUCCUUCACUUGCCAAUUUAUAUCUGCCCUUUCAAAAUAACUUGAUGAUACAUUUUGAUUCACAUCCUGAUUGCUGUAUCAAUCGACAGAUGCCUGCUGCUACAGUCUAUAAUAGAAGCCUAUUACUAGAAAGUUUAAGUAUUGAAAAUUGGCUAGUUCCAUUAACAUAUGCAGGACACAUCAAUGAAAUAAUUUGGAUACAUCCACAAUUUGCAACUCAAAUUUCUGAUGGCAAUCAUCAAUUUUCAGUGGGAGAUUUUGAUGGAAAGAUAAGUGUGAGCUCAAAUCUUGAUUACUUCCUGACUGAUGGAAGUUAUAAGGAAGAGACAUUGCUACAAAAUAAAAAAGAUGUGAAGUUGACAGUAGCGCAAGUUAGUGAAUCAAUAGCUGAAUUAAUUGAAGAUAAUCGUACAUGGAUACUCGAUAUUGAUCUUGACUACUUUAGUACUCUAAAUCCAUUCAUUUCAAUUUAUCCGGAAGCAAAUACGUAUGAGAGAUUGAAGGAAAUCUUUAAAAUGGACAAAAACUAUGAUUUAAAUGAUCCAGAUAGUAUUGCAAAAUUUGUAUCAGAACGUAAUCGCAAAUUAGAAUUUUUCGACACAGUAUUUCAGCAUAUGGCUCAGAAUGGAUCUUUAGAAAAGUAUAAAUUAGAAGAUGAAAGCAUGAAAGAAAAAUUAGAAGUCGUUAAGGAGCUAAUUGACAGUUUGUGCCAUCAUUAUUCAAUAUAUGACAUCGACUGGUUCAUUAUUAACGAUGCUGGAUGUACAAUUGAUGAUGAGCAGCACCAACUUCCUCAUCAUGAAAGCAGCGAGGAAGAGAUAAAGACAAUGAUUGACAAGUUUGAGAGAUUCUUAAAGAGCUUAAAUAAAAUGCCAGUAAUGGUGACAAUUUCGAGAUCAUCAAAUGAUGGAUAUACACCGAAUCAUCAAGUCGAAUUGAUACAACAAAUGGUACUGGAUAGACUCCAAAAAGUAUUUGGAGAAAACAUUACAGAUCAGCCAACACUUUGGUACAAAAAUUCGUCUAUACCGGCACUAGAACUUGUUGAACCUCGAAAGAAAAAACCUUGAUUUCAAAGAACUGCUUACUUUUUAUUAAAAAAUUCAUUUCAUUUAUUUUAAACUCUAAAUAUGUUUUCACAAUUGUUUUCGCUCAUCAUCAGUUUUUCUUUUCAAGUUUAAUAAAAACAGCAUCAUCUUAAAAAUAGAAUUAAAGAAUUAUCUGCAUUUUUAAUGAUUCAUCAACGAAGAACUAUAUAUAUUUAUAUUAAUAGUUGAUACCCAAGAUUACUGGAUACAUGAUUUUUUUAUUUAAUCAGGCCUAAAAUCUAAUUGAAUUGAGUGUAAACCCCCACAAUUAACUGUGGAAGCUAGUUUUUCAUUAUAGUUUUAAUAUAUUUAUUUAUCUCUUUCAUCCCAUCCCUAAACUUAUCAUUUUUUUUCUUUUUUAAAAAUCGAUCACUUUUGAAAAAAAUUAUUCAUUUUUCACAAUUAUUUCUGUUGAGCAUAAGCAACCUAAUAACUAUAAAAUUCCAUUCUUCCUCUUCCUUCAUGUAAGCCUAAAAUAUUAUCAAAAAUGAAAUGUGAUAUAAUCAUAGAAAAAAAUUAGUAAAUUUGUUAAUAGUCGAUCUACAUCCAUUAUGUUAUUCGUUAAUCCGUUGAAGGAACUGAAUUCAUCUUCUUCUUGAUCGACCGCUGUUCUUGCUGUAUUUAUGUAAAAGUGUAAUAAUUAAAAAAAUAGAGUAUGCUAUGGAAACUGAUUCCCAUUUUUAAGGCAAAUUCUGUUAUUUCGUCAUUUCUUUCAUAUAUCCCCGUUGAUAAUUAGUAAAAUAAUGUUUUGAGGAAAUUCUUUUGAUUUCAAAAAUUUUACUUGAUAAUUUAAUAAUGUAGCCAUUCACUACGAUAUUCGUUUGUUUUGUUUUAACGUCAAAAAGUGGUUGGUUUUAAGAAAGUCAAUAAAAUCUAAAGUACCUAUAUAAUAAUUGUAUUACAAAAUUAUUAAAAUAUGUAUAAAAAGAUAUAGCUUUUGUGUAAUUUAACAAGAUCAGUUUCAAGUAGUUUAAGAUGAAUAAAAACAUUCAAAAAAUUCAGAUUGCCACCGAAUGAGAAUAUAUUCGUAAAAGUAGGAUUAAUUAAAAAGGAAGAUGUAAGGAAAAGGUACACCAUUAAAAAUAGAGUCCAAGACUCUUUGCUUCCUAAAGCAUAUAAAUGCUAUAUGUAGUUAAAUUUUUAAAUGUAAGUAUGUAAGUCCUGUUACCGUACAACUAGCAACUUCAUUUGCUCUCAUUUUGAAUCUUCUUCCAUGUAUCACCCAAAGCCUUUGCAAAGUGAUCGUCAACAGACAUUUCAUUAGUAUCACUGUGCUCAGUGAUUAUCACUUGUUUCUGUUGUUGUGGCUGCAAUUGUGGGACAAUUUGUAUUGGUGUCGUUUGAAUUGGCAGUUGAUUUUCUUGUUGUAUGCUUAACAUUGCUUGGUGAUGUUGAUGAAUUUGAUGCUUUUUAUGGUGCUUGAGUUUAAGUAGACUUUGUGUAUGCAUAACAGCUGCUUGCUGUUGUUGUUGCUGCUGCUGUAAUUGUUCUUCUAACAUUCGUUGCUUUUGCUCUUGUUCCAAUUGUUUAUUUCGCAUAAUGAGAUCAUAGUCAGUACCGAGAGAACGUCUAAAAUGUUCAUCAAUAAAUGGAUCACAAGUUGAUGACGGAUCUAAAAAAAUGACAUUUUUGCAAUAAGCUAUUAUUAAGACAUAAGAUGGAGAUUACCUGGUGAAUUCGAGUUAGUAUCUUUGAAUGACGGAGCACGUCGAAUGACACUUGGGCGAACCGAAUCGUCAGAAUCAUGCUUUGUUUUAGUUAUUCGCAUAUCUAAUGGACUAUCAUCGUGGUCACCGUCAACAUUAAUUUCUUCAUCGUCGUCUUGUUCCAUUAAUUCUGAACGAUCCAAUAAUGACGAUUUGAUUGUAUUAUUAUUGUUACUGGAAUUUAUGGGCGCAGAUACUGCUUGAUUAUUGAUGGGUAUUAUUGAUAAACUAGAAUGGGUGGGUGCUGUUGAAUUUAAUAUGGCAUUCUGUUGAGCUUUAAGCUGUGUUAAUCUUUUCUUGGCUGGCAGUUUACUUAACUCAAUAGCUGCUAAAAAGUUGGAAAUUUAUGUUGCAAAAGAAAAAAUCUCAAAAGUAAAACUGAUCAUCUUUACCUUCAUGUUCCUGAGCAUUUAAUGCUGCACGAGAAAGUAGCUCCAAUGCUGAGGAUGACUCCAUAAUUUAUCAAAAAAAUUUAAAUUUGAUGUGACUUUUUGUUGUUGUGUGAUUCACAAUUUCAAAAUUUUCCUUUUAUAUCUCUCAAAUGCUUUUUCUUAUUAAUUACAAUAACUUUACAUGAUAGCAAGUCACGAGAACAGUAUGUUGCAAGGCUUAAACAGUCCCGAAAAGUCGGGUUUUCUUGUUAAAAACUUAAAAAUGUGAAUAUUUAUUCUUCUUCGUAAAAGUAGAUUAGCGCGGUAG
Messenger RNA from Chironomus riparius, 6166 nucleotides. Lineage: Eukaryota; Metazoa; Arthropoda; Insecta; Diptera; Chironomidae. The record is from the annotation of a GenBank genome assembly.